Molecule: messenger RNA, 2804 nt
Organism: Zingiber officinale
Lineage: Eukaryota; Viridiplantae; Streptophyta; Magnoliopsida; Zingiberales; Zingiberaceae
Product: 65-kDa microtubule-associated protein 3-like
Exons: 13
Coding region: 690-2693 (667 amino acids)
Biological process (GO): microtubule cytoskeleton organization
Cellular component (GO): cytoplasm; spindle
Molecular function (GO): microtubule binding
Source: RefSeq, a predicted model, not a curated record
UCCAUUUGGUUUAUUCAGCCUAGUAAUUUGAUUGGCUUUGGCUGCCUUAAUCCCUUCUUUUGAAUUUUCUAAUGCCGAAAACAAAAACCUAUCAAGAUCAAAAUUUCAACCCAUCGAAUUCAAAUCUAAUCAUGGAUAUUGCAUCAUUUUAAGUUCUAAUUAUUCAAAAAAAAAAAAAAAACCAAUGAUUAUUAUUCUGUCAUGUAAUUCUCCUCCGCUACUGCUGCUCCAGUUUCUAGGGCUUCAAUUUACUUGUGUCGAAGAUCUUCGACAGGCCUUCAGAUUUGCUGCUUCAGUUCAAGUUCUCUUUCCUUUAAUAUUUUCUGUUCGAUAGAUGUCCUAGCAGACUUUCCUUGAUGUUAAACUUCAAUAAUCCCCCAUACACUCUACGAAUUUGUUUCCGAGGAAUCCAUGUGUGUUUAUGAUGCGAUUAGAUUGAUUUCAUGGAAGCAUGAUCGCCUUGACUCAUCGCCAUGCUGGAACUCUGUCAGUUAAAAGAGAGUUGGACACGGUUCUAGGCAGUGUUGGAACAAGUCGCAGUAGUUCCUCAUCAGAUUUAUAAGAAUACAUAAACAAUUUGUAGUUUCUUAUCCUCUUCUAGUUAGUAGUUUCCACUGCAUUGUGUUUCUGUGUUUUGGUUGCUUUCUAGUGCCAAAUAUUCCUUUUGCAGAUUAGAGUGAUUGACUAUUAUGACUUGUUCCUCUACCGAUCAGCCAUCGCAAUUAGAGACGGCAUGUGGAUCUCUUCUAAAUGAGCUUCAGAUUAUAUGGGAUGAGGUUGGUGAGUCUGAUACUGAAAAGGACAAGAUGCUAGUCGAACUAGAGCAGGAGUGCCUCAAGAUUUAUAGAAGUAAGGUCGAUGAGGCUAACCGUUGUAGAGCUCAGUUGCGACGAGCAAUUGCUGACUCUGAAGCAGAGGUUUCAGCCAUCUGUUCUGCAAUGGGUGAGCUACCGGUUCACACUAGACAGCCCGCUCAGAGAGCAGGAAGCUUAAAGGAGGAACUGAAGUCCAUAACACUGCAGCUUGAUGAGAUGAGGAUGAGGAAAGAUGAGAAAUUGAAGAAUUUCCUUCAUGUAAUGGAGCAGCUAAGGUCGAUUUCGAUUGAGAUCAUGCCUAACGAGUGCAGCCCAUCGAAGCUGGUUGUUGAUGAAUCUGAUUUAUCUACAAGAAAGCUUCAAGAAAUGUGCAGUCAUCUUGAGUUACUUCAAGAGCAGAAGAAUGACCAAUUGAAACAAAUUAUGGAUCGUCUGUCCACUCUGAAUUCACUAUGUUCUGUUCUUGGUGCUGAUGUUAAAGAAACACUAAGAAGCAUAGACCCUAGUUUUUAUGAAUCUGAAGCCUCAAAGAGUGUCAGCAACGUCACGAUGGAAAUGCUUGCCCUUACUAUCGGGAGAUUGCGAGAGACUAAACUUGAAAGGAUGCAGAAGGUUCAAGAUCUUGCAUCUACAAUGCUGGAAUUGUGGAAUUUGAUGGACACGCCUAUCGAAGAACAACGACGGUUUCACAAUGUGACUCGCAAUAUUGCUGCUUCAGAAGAAGAAAUCACUGAGGCAAAAAGCCUUUCAGAGGACUUUCUAAGUUCUGUGGAAGCAGAAGUUUCGAGACUCGAACAACUCAAAGCAAGCAAGAUGAAAGAACUCAUCUCGAAGAAAAGAACAGAACUGGAAGAGCUUCGCCUACGGGCUCAUUUGGUUAUAGAUUCUGAACUUAGUGCUAUUGAAUCUGGAGCUAUGGAUUCCUGCUCAGUCCUGGAACAGAUAAAAGAACGAAUCACGGCAGCCAAAGAGGAAGCUUUUAGCAGGAAGGAUAUCCUUGAAAGGGUAGAAAAAUGGUCGACAGCAUGCGAAGAGGAAGCAUGGCUUGAGGAAUAUGACAGGGAUGAGAACCGGUACAAUGCUGGAAGGGGUGCUCACCUGAUGCUGAAGCGUGCCGAAAAAGCUCGUGCGCUGGUUAUCAAGAUUCCAGCAAUGGUGGAUACUCUGACAGCCAAAGUCACACAAUGGGAGAAAGGAACGAGUAUGGGAUUCAUGUAUGACGGCGUGCGGCUUCUGUCGACGCUGGAAGAGUACGCCAAGAUCAGGCAAGAGAAAGAGGAAGCACGGAAGAGACAGAGGGAUCAGAAGAAACUCCAAGAGAAGUUCGUAGCUAAGCAGGAAGCCGUGUAUGGGUCGAAACCGAGCCCCUCGAAGCCUCAAAGUGGCAAGAAAGCGGCGAGGACGUUGUCUGGAGGCGCACACCGGCGGCUCUCAUUUGCUGGAAUACCAUCGCAGGUGCAUUCCGCUAAGUCCCCUCGGUCGGGGAAGAAGAUAGACGAUCUCGGGGCACUUUCUUGCUGUGCGAGAGGCCUGAAUCUAGCCGGCGUUCCGGUGAAGAAGCCGUCGUAUAAUAAUACCUUGCCGGCGCAACCAGUGGGCGCCCCCCGCAAACCUUUUUCUCCCAUUCCUAUCGAUAACAUUCCGUUGGCAUCGCCGAAGCCCGCUUCCUUUAGUGAGCUGGAAGAGAACAAGAUGCCGAAUGCAGCGGGCCUGACCUCAAAGAGUAGUACUCCGACGAAAGCAGCAGCGCCGAUGCACGUCUCUGCGCCGCCUGCAUCCACUGGCCUCUCCAACGCAGCUGCGGCGAAGAGAGUGGCGGCGGAGGAGACAGAGUAUUCGUUUGAGGAGAGGAGGCUUGCACUCCAUUUCAACAGAUGAAUUCUGAGCUGCAUCAUCAUCUGGGCUUGAUCUGGACCUGUGUAAAUUGUUCCCAUAAAUUCUACAAUAAAUAGCGUGCAAACCAUGAUUUUCUCUCAUGGUUCUCAUAUC